UGAUGUGCAACAGUACACAUUUGGGGACCACCGGCUGCAAUGUAGUCAAACUUGUGGGCCUAGUAGUAGCCUGUUUUUUUGUAAUGUAGUCCUAGUAGUUGCCUGGGAUUUUGUUGUCUCUUGAAGCUGCAGUGUAAACAUGUUUUGGCUUGCAUUCAAACUGAAGUAGCCUAACUUGUAAAAUACAAUAAUGUCCAAAGUCCACAUGGCUUUAAAGAAUACUCAUUCAUGGUUAUUACAGUCAUAUAUGAUGAUAUUGUAUCAGUGUAGUAAUUGCUGUGUAGUAAUCACUGAUAGGUUCAUUAUGCCAAUUUAGCCAGUAGUCUUUAUCAACCACAAAGUUCAACUGGUACACUCAAUAACGUUAUGUAUUUCUGAACAUUAGGUCAACUUAAUCUGUGUCUGGUCUUUUGUGUGGGCUGGGCUGGCCUGGAACAUCUCCUAAAUGUUUUGACAUUUCACAGUGGCCUUGCAUUUUCUGCUGAAAUGGCCUUAAGGCUUGUGGUGUAGGUCUGUCCAGCCGUUUCUGUGACCAAACUGGUUAUACAUAGCAUAGAGUUUGAGAUCAGCAAAAGGUAAAUUAAGUGCUAAAAAACGUGGUUAAAAAGUGCUAAAAGAACGGCACUUGUUACCAUGUAAUGAAUGCUGGUCAAAUGAAUGCCAUUCUUCCCUGCCCCAUGGCCACAAUUCAGGUAAUUAGGUUAGGGGGAGAUGUCAAAUUGUUGAUGCUAUGAUUAGAUAUCACAAGAGAAUUGUUAUCCGUUGUCAUUAAGGUUGUCACAAACAGGCUGUUGUCCAAUGUAAUGAAUAGCUUGAGUGAGUAGAUGUAGCCAAGCACAACAACCCAGCCUACCUAAAGCCUAAAAGAGCAACUGAUUUAUUUUUCUGUUUUUGCUAUUACCCAGGGCCCAUUAUAGAUGGUUCACCACACAGCAUUCCAGUUACUGUACAGUUACUGUUCUGCAAUUAAAUGUUUCUCAGUUUGAGAUUUUGUUAACCUAACUGGCUCAGCCUGAGAGUUGUAAUGUUUAACUUGUUAAAAUGACAGCACAUGGCUUUAUUACAACCACAGCCAGCCACACUGGAGACAAAACAUCACAAAUGUUACUCACUCAAAUAUAUCACGAGUGUUGAGUAAUCCAAUAAAAAUCACAACAUGCAUACCAUUAUAGGAUAUGCUCUGUGCAUAGCAGCUCUGGCUUUAUGAUGGACUUUUCCAUGAUUUGAAUGUAGGCACAGUACAGCCAAGUACAAUCAAUUUCAUAGUAAGGCUUGGGACAUACUUUAUUUUGUGGACAGGAUAGUUCCCCAAAUGUUUGUAAGCAUAAAGUCAAAGAAUUCUAUGAAAACUGUUAGACGAUGUCAGAAAAACCUCAUGUGCUGUAAAGGCCUUUUUUAUAACCUCUGGCCAGGACCUUGAAUCCAAGAGGAUGUGACUCAGCAGAUCCUCCCACAGACUUCUUUUUUUUUCCAUUCUUCCCUGCUUCACUCAGUUGUUUGGUGGAUUUAGUUCAGCAGAGCUAAGCAGUAUUUCUUCAUCUUAUUGUCUGCAACAUGGUAUAGACCUAGUUAUAGAAGAACUUAACUUUCAACACAAAAUGUUGUGACUUAUUUUGUGCCCCUUUGUUUUUGUGUUCAGUUAGUCUUACUGUGGGAAAGUUCGUGUCAAAAUAGAUGAGAAGUAGCCCAUCAUAUGUAGGCCUGCGUCUUUUUUGGUGAGAUGUCAGAUAUAAUGUUUGACAAUCAGUCAAACAACAUAGUCAAUACACGACGUGGUUUUGCAACGAGCAGUAGCCUAAAACGUCGAAUUCAGUCACACUGUGUCGCCCUCUCGUGUUCAUGGUCAUGAAGGAUUUAGUUUAGUAGCCUACUAUUUAUAGAAACUCAGUCGAUAUGUGUUUUGGUCUCUAGGACCUUGCAUAACUCUAUUACCUGAGUGCGUGAGAGUGUCCCUCGGUGCAUCGAAACUUCACGUCGCGAUUUACGGUAACCUUGCUGUCAGUAGAUGGAAAGGCAAUCUGGCAAUGAAAGUUUGGAACCUGUCCUUCCCGAGUCUGGCAUAGUCGCGGACAUUGAAGUGGAAGGCAUUCUCGCGUCUGAUUCUGACACCUUCUAUCAGCUGAAGAGCCAGCCGAUCUCUCUCAGUUCCUCUGUGACCCCAGCUGACCCGGCGCCGUCUCUCAGCACCACCAUGACGUCGCGGGUGCUGAUGCGGCAGGAGCUGAUGCGACAGCAGGCGCGCGACCAGGAGCGUCGUGAGGCCCAGCAGCAGGCCAACAGCGCCCAGUUCCGCCUUGCCACUGAGGCCACGCCCGCCAUCUCCAUGGCAACUAUUCUGCCCGCCUCCAGAGCCCCCGCGCAGGUGCCCGUGGAGGUGCUGAAGGUGCAGACUCAUCUGGAGAACCCCACCAAGUACCACAUCCAGCAGGCCCAGCGGUUGCAGGUGAAGGAGUACCUCUCCCACACGCUGGGCAACAACGUGGUCAUCCAGAAGCUUGGGGCCUCCCCAUCCACCAUCUCGGGCUCCGCCCCCGAGCUGGCCCCCGCAGCCAAUAGCACGCCCAGCAGCCCGAUGGCUGUGCUCAGUCUCAGCUCCGCCAAGGAAGAGAUUGAAGACGUCAUUGAGGACAUCAUCAGUUUGGAAUCCAGUUUGAACGAUGACUUCAUCACGUUGAUCGAUUCCAGCUUGCAGCUUCCCAACACGCUGCCAGUCUCGGGGGACCUCCUGGAUGUGUACAGCAGCGUGGGGAUGGCCGCCUCGACCAUCACCGCCAGCAACUCCUGCCCCGCCAACCUGCACCACGUCAAGAGAGAACUGUCGGAUGCAGAGGCCAAAGCACUUAUGAAGGAGCGGCAGAAAAAGGACAACCAUAACCUCAUUGAGCGCCGGAGACGGUUUAACAUCAACGACCGCAUCAAGGAGCUAGGUGCUCUCAUCCCCAAGACAAUUGACCCGGGGGACAGGGAUAUGCGCUGGAACAAGGGCACCAUCCUGAAGGCUUCUGUGGACUACAUCCGAAAGCUGCAGAAGGAGCAGCAGCGGGCCAAGGAGAUGGAUAUGAGGCAGAAGAAGCUGGAGCACGCCAACCGCAGCCUGCUGCUCCGCAUCCAGGAACUGGAGAUGCAGGCCCGUGUCCACGGCCUCUCUGCCUCCGCAGUGCAGAGCUCAGACCUCCUCCUGAUGCAGCAGCAGCUGCAGACGACGCCUCUGGAAGCCACGGGGGCCGACAGCCUGUCCAAGACCCUGCUCAGCCUGGGCGGGGCAUCGCUGGGCCAGUCGGCCGCCUCCUCCUUCCUGUCGGAGGCCACGGCCGUGUCCCCAGGGGCCGGCGGCGGCACCCUGAGCUGCACACUGGACCUGGGCUCGCUCACCUUCAGCGAGCUGGCCGACGACCCGACCGCCUCCAUCUUCCACACGGCGCUCAUGGCCGACAUGGGCCUGGGCGACAUCCUGAUGGACGACGGCAUCGGGCUGGCGCUCUCGCCGGUAGGGGGCGCCGACCCGCUCCUCUCCUCCGUCUCGCCGGGCGCCUCCAAGACCAGCAGCCGCAGGAGCAGCUUCAGCAUGGAGGAGGACUUGUGAUGGAGAGACCGGGGCGUAGUGGUGUCACGUGAUGUGAACUGACACGAACUCAGAAUCACGAGGCCAUUCCACCCUCCCCUGGGGGGUGACGCCAUGGAGACGUCGUGCUCAGAUGUCCCCCAAUCAUGUUGAGUUUUUGGGCCAACUGUAGCGCAGUGGACCUUCUGGCAUAUUCUGAUGGUGCUGUGUUUUAGCAGAACUGCCCCCCCUUCAUCCCCCUACACUCUCUGCUCCUGUCCUGGCUCUGUAGUCUCCUGUUGGCCACUCACCACUGCAGCACAACUUUCAUAACCAAUGCAAUGCAGAUUUUUCUUUCAGUUUUUUUUUAAAAAACCUGUUAGGUUUCUUAGUGAUUGAUGUAUAUGUGAUGUAAAUUAGACGUACAAAGACCACAGAAUUAGAGACAACCAAUUCAGAAAGCCCCUUGUUUCUUGUUUCUCUAAUUUCACUGUUCAGCUUUAAACCUUGGUCUGAGCACCCUAUUCACUGUAUACACAAGCCAACAAUGCUUUUGUUUUCAGGACACACCUGUCUUCACUCUGUUUCAGCAAAGUGGAGACAGAGCAGAAAAUCUGAUAUUGUGUGGGGUCUGACCGAGCACCAGGCAUCAUCUUUAUAUCAUGUACACCCUAGCUGUAUUUGUUACUUCAUCAUGAUGAACAUACAGCUGCUUUCUUUUGCUGGGAAAGCCAAUUUACGUAAAAGGGAUAGAUCAGCAUUUAAGAAUCAGAACGUACACACACAACCAGUCUUUAAAAAAAAUAAGCCUUUUUUUUUUAAAAGCCGUCUGUGAAGGCGUAACCACGGUGUGCGCACGUUCAGUAGAAGACGUAUGUGUAGAAUCCUCAGGGAAAAAAAAGAACAGAGACAUGAACUUCCUGUUCAGCUGUCUUUUUUCCCCAUUUUCACCUCUCUCUUUUUUUUUAGUCUGCUGGGAAAUUGUUUAGUGUGCAUCUUUCCUGUGGAUUUCGCUGGAGCCGAGAGGCGGUGAUGGCGAAGCAGAGGCUGUGUGUGAGAUGGGGAGAGAGAGGGAGAGAGAGAGAGAGAGAGAGAGAGAGAGAGAGAGAGGGGUUUACACAUGAGGGAGAAUGUGACAGUAGACAGAGCUGCAGAACAUCUCACAUUAUAGACCCUCAGAGUUUGUCAUUUGUGGUAGCGAUGCCCGUUGCAUUAUCAUUUGUAUUUGUAAUAUUCUCUGUUGUUUUUUAUAUAGUAUAUUUUCUUAACCCUUCAACCUGUAAAUGGUGGUCUUACAUGAAUUCACUUUUGCCCAUGAUGACAUAUACUAGAUUAGGCUCAGGAUUUUGGUCUUUGAUUGCUGGUAAUUGUCUGGCACACCAUACAAAUUUGUAUUCAGUUCACCCUGAGCAUCCACAUUCCUGAUUGACAAGCACCUAAAUGGAAAAAAUGUCCACAACAGCGAUCCUUAUGAAUCUCAGUCAUGUCCCUGCCUGAAUCAUGCCCCUGUGCAUAAUCCUGUCCUGCACUGUUUGUGUAGAAACACUUUUGGUCUGUGUCUGAGCUGAGUAGCUGUCAGAUGCGUCAAAUUCCAGUCUUUAAAGCUGCUGUAAGCAGUUCCUUGUAACUCCAUCCAGAUGCGGGGUACCCUCUCCUCUCCUCUCCUCUCAGUGUGCUGUGGACAUGCAAAAUAAUUGCCAGGCAAGUCUUCUCAGAGGUUUCCAGAGUUUGACAGUGUUGAGAUUUGAGAGAGUUAGUUGAGAGUCCCAGAGACCUUACGUUUUUCUCCGAACAUUUAGUUUCUAGUUAGCUCUGGCAAUGUAUGGCUAACCAGCUUAAUGAGGCUGCUCUAAACAACGGUUGCCUACGGUAACUUUGGCCACAGACUGUCCAGCUCAAUCAUUCCCCUUUGCUGUUUUCUUGUACGGAUGUUAGCUCUCCAUGCAUGUUCCCAGCAUAAUAGCUCUAACUGAAAUAGUUACGUAACAUAACACUGGUAUUGCAUAGCCCUGACUAGCUGGGAAUCUAGAGACUUGUGUGCAGUUGUACCACUCCCAUGAUGCAUAGUCAUGAUCUGACACCGAGAUGUUUUUAUAUAUAUGUGUGGUUUAAAUGGUGCUGGUAUUUUUUUGUUUUUGUUUCCACACAAGUCAAUCUUUGAGUUGUAAAACAGUUUUAUCUUUCAGUUGGGUGUAUAAAUUGCCGUUUUUUUACAAUAUUGUUGUUUUUACACGUCCUGCAUUUCUGUGUCACCAUUUUUAUCCAGGAUCACAGUUUGCAUGCAGAAUUUACGAGUUUUUCCAAGUGGGCCUAUUCGAAUGACCAACAGGUUGCUCUUGAGGGAGAGAGAGAGAGAAGUCUUGUUCAAAGCCAGAUCAGUGCCAUAACAGCACUGAACAGAUCAUGUGUCAGAGGACACUGAAAACAUGGCCAGCACAAAACCUCCAAGACCUGUUUUGUUUUUUUCAGAAAUUACUCAGCUAAAUAAAGGAGAGGCCUGUCUUCAGUUCCCUGGUCAACACACUAGGACAGCUAGUUCCUCUGUUCUUGGCUGUCCACCCAUGUUGUAUAGCUUGUGUUUGUAUGUUUGAACUUAUUGUCUCAUUCUGUGAAAAGCAAUAUGAAUGGAGGACGAGGAUAGCCAACACUUUUAUGUGUAAUUGUAAUAGCACUUGUGAAGACAAUUACAUAUAUUUUUUUAAAAUCCUCCCGUUAACAUUAACAAAGAAGAGUAUUUUUAUUCCAUUCCUUAGUGUAUAUAUAUAUAUAUAUCACAAAAUGCCAUUAUCUACUGAAAAUGAAUUAUACCAUUCAAUAAUGAAUUGUGAACAAUAUAGUAAUCAAUAUAUGUAGUCUUAAAGAUAAUAAUCAUAGUUUGUUAGAAAACAAAGUUUAUUUUCUUUAAUACUGUUUCAUUGUGUAGGUGAGAGUCUGAGAGAUUUUUCCCUUGAAUAGUUUUAUGAACAGUGAGGUUCUAAAUGCAGGACAUUUCAGGAGAGCCCAUAUAGUCCAAAGGGAAAGCCUUCCAUGGGGCGUGUUUGUGUGCAGUUAGUGUGAGUGAGCGCUGUCUUGCGGUCCUCCAAUCUCUACGCUUAAGGCCGAGUUCACCCACUCAAACGCAAGCAAUGAUGUCAUUGGCACAGCCUCUGUGUUGUGGCCUGCCUGCCUGCCUUCCCCUGCACACACAGCAUGGUGGUUUAAGUGGUGUGCUCUCCAAAAAAGAAGAGAGACAGUGAGCAAGUUUCUAUGCAAUUGUUGCAAACUGUGAUGGUUUGUGUGGUCACGGUCAAGUCACACCGUGUAUUUGCUGCAGUCACAUGUCUUACUUUGCUGAUUUCACACCAACGUCGGUUACUUGUUUUCAUGGCACAUAAUGUGGACAAUAUCCAAUGUUGUUAGGAAAACCCUUAAGCGAGGCAUUUACUAUGGAAUGUGACAUCAUGAAUACCUUUUUUAAAAAAAAAAAAUUUAAGAAAAAGUAAUGAUUCAUUGAAAACAAAAAUGUUGUAUCAACUGAAGUGGCAUUUCUCCCCUAUAAGACAUUUAAAAAAAAAAAUGUUAAUCAAGACACCUUUACAAAUAUGUGUAAAAUAUGUGUGUGUCCUGGCUGUAAUGUGCUAUUAACGUGUACUACAACAAAGAAAAUCAUCAUAUCUUCAUGAUGUACGCUAGACAUGGGAUCAGGACUGUAGUGAAACCAUAUGAGAUGUGGUAAUGUUUACUUUUCAUAUCUGUUUUGCAUUUUGAGUUGUAUUUUAUGAUAAUCAUAUGCAGUGCACAAGUGAAACCUCUGAGACAUGAAAGGGAAUUUUUUUAUGUCUUCUGUCUGUUGUCUUAUUCUUUCUCUCAGUUCUGCUUUGGAGCGCGGUUGCUGUCAUAUGCUGUUAGCACCGCAGCGACGUGACAGUGAUUUUCAAUUCCCUUGGUUUUAGUCACUGUGUAGGUUAUUUUUUACCUUUUAUGUAAAUGAGCAAUUAAAAAUGAAAUGAAAUUUCCAUUUUC
Molecule: messenger RNA, 7543 nt
Organism: Clupea harengus (Atlantic herring)
Lineage: Eukaryota; Metazoa; Chordata; Actinopteri; Clupeiformes; Clupeidae
Gene: tfe3a
Product: transcription factor binding to IGHM enhancer 3a
Exons: 10
Coding region: 2006-3583 (525 amino acids)
Biological process (GO): regulation of transcription by RNA polymerase II
Cellular component (GO): nucleus
Molecular function (GO): protein dimerization activity; DNA-binding transcription factor activity, RNA polymerase II-specific; RNA polymerase II cis-regulatory region sequence-specific DNA binding
Source: RefSeq, a predicted model, not a curated record